UUUAAAAUUAAUAAAGUAUUAUUAAAGGAUGAUAAAAUGAUGGGGAAGGAAUAUUCAAUAUUUCUUAAUUACACAAUUUUCAUCUUGUUUGUUUUUUUUUUUUUUUAUUUAAUGAGUUUCGAAUUUUUUCCGUCGAUAUAUUACGUUAAUCUUAAUUAAUAAUUUUUUUUCAGGGCUUUAGCGCGCUCCAUAUCGCCGUGAAUGACAGAAACUCGGCGAUGGUGGAGUAUUUAUUGUCUCAUCCGGACAUCGAUCCGGGUGACACGCAUCUGCACGCGAUCAGGGAUAAUCAGGUGAGGAUCACCAUAUUGAUACUGAACAAGCUGAAUGAAUUGACACCGGGCCUCGAAUACGCCGGUGUCACUCACAGCCUCGAUUUCCCGGACGACACGAUCCCCCUCGCCGUCGCCGCGCAAUACGGACACUUCGAGAUGAUUGAUAUGCUCAGAUUCCGACGUCACAUCCUGCAGAAACCCCAUCCGCCUAGCUGCAACUGCGACGAAGUCUGCAAACCGGAAAGAGAUAGGAGUGACAUUCUGACCAUAGGAAAAAUGAGAUUGUUCCUAUACAGCGCGAUUUCGAAUCCGAUAUAUAUGUGUCAAACUGAGGAAGAUCCGAUCCUACGAGCCUUUGAAUUAUCUGCCGAACUUAGCAGGGAAGCUUCAUUCGAUAGAGAAUUUUAUCCCGAUUACAAAGCCUUGUCUGACGAGGUGGCCGAUUUCGCGACGGACUUGAUCGCAUGCGCUCGUACGGCUGAAGAAGUCGAAUGUGUAUUAAGGCAAAUCACCGGUUUCGGUCGUAGUUCCACUUUCAUAUACCCAAGACUUUUGCUAGCUCUGGAUUACGAGCAAAAGACCUUUGUGGCUCAUCCGAAUGUACAGCAGAUCGUUGAGAGUAAAUGGAUCGGCACCUGGCACGAGUGGAAGGUCAGAAGAACGUGGUUAAAGUGUCUGUCAGUGAUCCCGCAAAUUGCCGCGCUACCGAUCGUAGCGUUCGUCGAGCUGUUCGCCCCAAACUCGAAAUGGGCCAAGUUUUACGAGAUCCCGGUCAAUAAAUUUCUCCUCCGUGGCGAAUUACUUGAUAUUUCUCACGUUCGUGUUUCUGCAAUCGCGCAGCGACAAAACUGA
Messenger RNA from Cataglyphis hispanica, 1127 nucleotides. RefSeq names its product short transient receptor potential channel 1-like. The transcript is spliced from 4 exons. NCBI's taxonomy places the organism in Eukaryota, Metazoa, Arthropoda, Insecta, Hymenoptera, Formicidae. The coding region runs from base 219 to 1127 and encodes 302 amino acids. The record is from RefSeq and is a predicted model, not a curated record. Gene Ontology annotation, cellular component: cation channel complex; membrane. Gene Ontology annotation, biological process: regulation of cytosolic calcium ion concentration; calcium ion transmembrane transport; manganese ion transport. Gene Ontology annotation, molecular function: store-operated calcium channel activity; inositol 1,4,5 trisphosphate binding.